CACCUUAACACCAUAAGCAUGGGGAACCGCACAUUAAAGUAUGGAGGAAAGUCGGGUAUCUUGCCCAAGCCUCGUGCCAUCUUCAAGUCCAACCCUAUAAAACCCAUGACAGAACAAGAAAAAGCCCAUCACGCUUCCAUCGAACAGGGUUAUGCUGACUCUGUUCCUUUACCAGUUAAGAAAGGAUUCUCCUUCCACCGCAAAGUUGAGCCUAAAAAAGUGGUGACGGUCGAAGAACGAAUCAGAAAGACCAUAGAUGAAAGAACACCCAAGAAUGUCGACACCACCCAGUUGAAGGACGAAGAAAUAUGGAAGUUGAAGGUAGGUGACAUCCGCAGAGAGCAUUUGAGAACCGCAUACUUGAAAGAAUACGAACGGUUGAAAAAGAUCGAUGAGUUGGAAGCCAAGCGUGCCGCCGAAGCCAAACAAGCGGAACAGAGCAAGCAGGAGUAUGAAGAGACCGAAGCCACCAAAUUGACCUUACCUACGAUUGAAUCGUAUUUACAAGGGCCCAUAAUGAGACAAAGAACUCCUACGGAACAGGCAUUGUUGGAACACAAACGAGCAUUCAACAGAAAGAGCCGGGAGCUUGAAGUCAAAGAAUCCAGGGCUGAGCAGUUGCUAGGUUUAUACCACCAGGCCAGCAGCUUUGUCACCACGGAAGCCCAGUUGGAAAAAGCCAUCACCGAAGCGUUUGAGAUCAGGUUGAACAAGUUCAAUUUGUCGGCCAUGUCUGUUAAAGACAGGUUAAACGGGUCAAAAGACUCUAACGUGACGUUGAGUGAGAACGAAGACGCCAUUUUAGAUGCUGCUCACGGACAAAUCAACAGAAAACCCGGCUUGAAUGUCGUCCGGGACACCAUUGACGGUGAACUUGAAAAACUCAAACGCCAGGCUGAAAUUGCCAUUCACAACAACCAAUACUAGUCCUCCUUGUACAUAUAGAAUAAUUGACAUAAUUUU
Yamadazyma tenuis ATCC 10573 is the source of this 963-nucleotide messenger RNA. Its product is annotated as mitochondrial 37S ribosomal protein PET123. The record is from RefSeq and is a predicted model, not a curated record. NCBI's taxonomy places the organism in Eukaryota, Fungi, Ascomycota, Pichiomycetes, Serinales, Debaryomycetaceae.